GAAUAGGAAGUGUUCAUUUAUAGUAAGAGCUUAACAUGGUUAGCUAGGUGAGGUUGUGUUGAUUUAAAUCUAAACGUCAGACCUGGUAGUAUCUUUAACUCUAUCGCUUUAUAUUCUACGUAUAUAUUGGUAACUUGCUUUUAUAUUAGGAACCUUUAUGUUAGGUUGAUAAUUCGCCAUUUUUUUGUCUGAACGCGGUUGUGUAGAACUAGCCUGUUAGCUCUGCGUCGUUUCUGUGGAACUACUCUGCUCGCUAGUUUCUUGCGUUGCGAUUUCUUAGCUUGUUUGGCAGCUGGGCAACCUAAAAUUAACCGGGUUUAUAUGCAGUGAGCCGGGCUUCGUCCGGUCAGGGUUGUGUGUGUGAGAGUUUAUUUUGUGCUACUUUUCUUAGUGUGACCGAAUGUUUGGUAAUAUAAAUAGCGGCGGCUGCAUCCAGCAGAUGGUUAGCUCUUAGCUUGUUAACAACAAUGGGUUGUAAGGGACGUUCGAAGACGGCUAAAAGGCUUUAUUUUGUGGCUAUUCUCCUUUGUGUCUUCGCUAAUGGACUGACAGCAGAUGAAGAUCAACACAGAGACGAUGGAUCUGAGUUAAAGUCGUAUCAUGAUCCAGACUCUGAGGAGGAAGACGUCCAUAUUGUAUCAAGAAUUUUGGCAGCCUCCUCGGUGACUCCUCAUCUUGACGGCUCCCAGACAGAAGAGGAGAAACUGUCCCUCCGAGAGACGGAGGAAAAGGAAGAACUGCCUGAACAGCCUCCUCCUCCUCCUGAGGAGAAACCUAAAGAAGUUCCUCUGGUGAAUGGGGGUACAGCCCAUGGGGAGCCCUGCGUCUUCCCGUUCUUCUUUCAUGGGAAGGAGUACUCUGACUGCACCACUGACGGCCGGGGGGAUGGACGGCUAUGGUGCGCCACAACCUACGACUAUGACAGCGAUAAGAAAUGGGGAUUCUGUGAGACGGAGGAGCAGGCGCAGCAGAGACUGCUGGCUGAAGAGGCAGAGGAGCAGUAUCAGACAGUCCUGCGCAUGCUUAAUGGCUCCACCAGGAAGGCUCAGAAAAAGGAGUUGUACGAAAAGCUGGUGAAGGUAGCGGAGAAAGGUCACCAGAAGGCCUCGGAGAAGGUGGCGUACGCCAUGCUGUUUGGAGACUACAUGAACCAAAAUGUCACCAAAGCCAGGGAGAUGUUUGAGAAGCUUGCUAUGGAGGGUUCACCUAAAGCUCAGAUGGCCCUUGGUUUUCUGUAUGCAGCAGGACUGGGAGUCAACUCCAGUCAGGCCAAGGCUUUAGUUUACUACACCUUUGGUGCAUUGGGUGGAAACUUAAUCGCUCAUAUGAUUCUGGGGUACAGAUACUGGGCAGGUGUGGGUGUUCCCCAGAGCUGUGAGUCGGCACUAACACAUUAUAGGCUGGUGGCAAAUCAUGUGGCCAGUGAUGUGUCACUGACAGGAGGCUCAGCAGUGCAGAGAAUCAGACUACUGGAUGAGGUGGAGACCCCAGGCUCCACCAGUGGGAUGCUGGAGGAGGACCUCAUCCAGUAUUACCAGUUUUUGGCAGAAAAGGGAGACGUUCAAGCACAGGUUGGGUUAGGCCAGCUUCAUCUACAUGGCGGACGUGGAGUAGAGCAGAAUCACCAGAGGGCGUAUGAUUACUUCACACAGGCUGCAAAUGCUGGGAACACACAUGCUAUGGCUUUCCUUGGCAAGAUGUACUCAGAAGGCAGUGAGUUUCUUCCUCAGGACAAUGAGACAGCCCUGCAGUACUUCAAAAAGGCCUCUGAUAUGGGUAAUCCAGUGGGUCAGAGUGGACUUGGCAUGGCUUACUUAUAUGGAAGGGGUGUCCCUGUGAACUAUGAGUUGGCACUAAAAUACUUCCAGAAGGCAGCAGAGCAGGGUUGGGUGGAUGGACAACUCCAGCUGGGAACCAUGUAUUACAAUGGCAUUGGUGUAAAGCGUGAUUACAAACAAGCGCUCAAAUUCUUCAACCUGGCCUCGCAGGCCGGGCACAUCCUGGCUUUCUACAACCUGGCCCAGAUGCACGCUACUGGUACCGGUGUGAUGCGCUCCUGCCACACUGCAGUGGAGCUCUUUAAGAAUGUGUGUGAGCGCGGACGGUGGUCAGAACGUCUAAUGACUGCCUACGGCAGCUUCAAAGAGGGUGAGACCGAUGCUGCUCUGAUUCAGUACCUGCUGCUGGCAGAGCAGGGCUACGAAGUCGCGCAGAGUAACGUAGCCUUCAUUCUGGACCAGAAAGGGGCAAAAGUCAUCAGUGACAAUGAAACCUAUCCUCGUGCUUUACUUCACUGGACAAGAGCUGCAGCACAGGGUUACACUGUGGCUCGGAUUAAACUGGGAGACUAUCACUUCUAUGGAUAUGGAACUGAUGUGGAUUAUGAGACGGCUGUCAUUCACUACAGACUUGCAUCAGAGCAGCAGAACGGCGCCCAGGCCAUGUUUAAUCUGGGUUACAUGCAUGAGAAAGGUCUGGGUAUCAAACAAGACAUCCAUUUAGCCAAGCGCUUCUACGACAUGGCUGCUGAGGCCAGUCCUGAUGCUCAGGUCCCAGUGUUCCUGGCCCUUUGCAAGCUGGGCUUGGUUUACACCCUACAGUACCUGCAAGACCUUAAUCUGAAGGAGUUAAUUGCUCAGGUGGACCUGGACCAGCUUCUGGGCCCAGAGUGGGACCUCUACCUCAUGACGGUCAUCGCCCUGUUGCUGGGCACAGUCAUAGCCUACAGACAGCGCCAACACCAAAUCAUAGUGCCACCCCGCCCCCCUGCUCCGACUCCUGCACCUCCUCCAAGACCUGCUCAGGAGGAGACACAAGGUCAGGCAGAGCCUCAGGAUCAGGAAGAGACACCAGCCCCAGGCGAAGCUCAGGAGGAAGAGGAGCAGCAGUGAGGAGAGGUCAGGGAAAGACUGAGGGCUGAACUCAUUUAAAGCCUGCUGCUUUGAGCAUGUCUCCCACUGCCUGCUCUCCUCCACAUUAUUAGACUCUCGUUGGCUGCUGAAACUGUUCAGUCUCACAGCUGUUUUCCAUUUGAGAGGUGAUGAAAUUAACGCAGGACCUAGGACUGUUUGUUUUUGUUUUUUGGGGUUUUUUCUGUGACUCGGGACUCUGCCAGAGGACCCCAUGUCAUCACCAUGGAAAUGUGUUGCAGUUUCCUGAUUAAAACAAUUUUAAAGUCAUCUGAUUAGAAAGAUUCUGAUUUCUGCAUUAGUUUCUCCUAAUACUGUUUUAUAAAAUGUUUUUUGGGUCAGGACUUGAUCUGCUUCAGUUCUAAAUAGCAGAUUUAGAAAGAUAUGGUUGGGCUUGAAAAUGUGAAUAAAGCUCAUUUAAUUUUGUAGAAGCGAUUUUAGUUGCUAAAGAUGGAUACGAUUCUGCUUUUUAUUGUUUGCAGACUUUUUGAGGCACUUUCAACAAUUUUAAGUUAAUUUUAGCUGACGUUUCAGCAGUAUUUUCGCUGGAAUCCAUAAAGUUUUAGUUACUAUGCUAUAACAUACAAAAGCAAUGUGCUUUUUAUUUGCAAAAUAGGAAGGACAUUUUACUCUAAACAGCAGAAGUACUGGAGUGGAAAUUAUUUUUUGGUUUUUAACAAAACAGAAACUAAGAGGAGCAUCUGAAUCUGGUUAUAACAACCGAGCAACAAAGAAAUUGUCCUAAAAAUAUUGUGGGAGAACACUUUGUUCUUUAAAAAUGAUGCAAUAACAACACGGGUUCAUUUUCAUAUUAAAGGGCAUAAAACCUGGCCUACAGCAUACAGUUUAGUGUCUUUAUUUUGUUGAGAGUUGAUAUUUGAUAUCCUGCAUGUCUCGUCAGACUGUAACUGGAGAAAAUCUAAAAAAAACAAGUGGAUUCAUUUUUCUUCUUCCUCUGUAUUAUUAUUUUUUUUGGAAAGGUUCCACAGCUUCAUCUGCUCCGACAGCUUCCACCCUGAGCCCAAACUUCAGACCUCUGUAAAUCUCACUAAAGCAAUGCUACAAAUAAGCCAUGGUUAGGUCAGACACGUUUAUCCAAGCAAGGUUUGAACCAGUUCCUCUUACUUUUAAAACCUGUGUUCUGCUCCUGUUUGUGAAAGCUGAGAACUUAACUGCUGUACAUCUUCAUGACAGUGGGGUUUGCAGAAAAUUCACCAGAAGGCUAUCCCCAGUCAAGGGUUGGACAUUUGUAUUUUUACCAUCACGAGAAAGCUUUCUACAUAAAUUAAUAAAUGAUUAUGGAUAUUUAA
Girardinichthys multiradiatus is the source of this 4219-nucleotide messenger RNA. It is a transcript of the gene sel1l, whose product is annotated as SEL1L adaptor subunit of ERAD E3 ubiquitin ligase. Gene Ontology annotation, molecular function: protein binding. Gene Ontology annotation, cellular component: endoplasmic reticulum membrane. The coding region runs from base 468 to 2891 and encodes 807 amino acids. NCBI's taxonomy places the organism in Eukaryota, Metazoa, Chordata, Actinopteri, Cyprinodontiformes, Goodeidae. The transcript has 21 exons. Gene Ontology annotation, biological process: ERAD pathway. The record is from RefSeq and is a predicted model, not a curated record.